This is a messenger RNA of Cooperia oncophora, 411 nucleotides long. The record is from the annotation of a GenBank genome assembly. NCBI's taxonomy places the organism in Eukaryota, Metazoa, Nematoda, Chromadorea, Rhabditida, Trichostrongylidae.
AUGACACCGGUUGUUGUAGCUCGAAAUAAGCAAGAACGAGUUCUCAUAGAACCUUCUAUAAACUCUGUAAGAGUGUCAAUUUCGAUAAAGCAAUCGGAUGAAAUCGAACGUAUACUUUGUCAUAAAUUUACGCGAUUUAUGUGUCAGCGAGCCGACAGCUUCUUCGUUCUGAGACGUAAACCUCUACCCGUUGGUGAGCUCAUAAGUUUCUUUUGCUUACCGUCUUUAAUCGAUAUGACAUCUCAUUUCUUAAUCACAGCAUCCCAUACGGAAACUAUGUACAAACAUAAGCUAGUGGAUUUCCUACUUCAUUUCAUGCAAGAAAUCGAUAAGGAAAUUAGCGACAUGAAAUUGGCGUUAAAUGCAAGAGCACGUGUUUCUGCUGAGGAAUUCUUGAAGCGUUUCAAUUAG